AUGGCGCCUCACAGAUUUCACAGCAUUGUUCCCCGCGAUCUGGAACUUGAGUUCUCGAAAACCCUGCAGGCUUUGCCAGCGGGAGCGCAGAUGGCUUCCGAGGGUGAGGUCGCCGCGGGCACGCUCUCGGCAGCAGACGCACUGGCGCUCAUUAACACGCGAAAGUACAACCUUUUAUCCAUAGACGUGGAAAAUUACGAGUGGAAACAAGAACAUUUGUUGGAGAUCGGGCUCUCAAUCUAUAAACCAUCGUACCAAACUCAUGCCCUGUUCCCCCAUAUCGUGAAUUUUCACAUCAUACUGGAGGAAGGGCUGAAAUUCACCAACAAGAGAUUUGUUCCUAAUAACCGCCUCAACAACAUCACGGGCCAGUCGAUUAUCGCUAAUAAAGUCCAAGCCCAGACUAUCAUGCAGAAAGUGUUUGACGAUGUGGACCUGUCCAAAACGAUCGUCGUCGGACACGGCUUUGCGUCCGACCUGCGCCUGUUUAAAAAAUGGGGGCUGGAAUUCCCGCAACACGUGAAAAUCGCCGACACCAUGAAACUGUGGUCCUCGCUGAUACCAUCUGGAAAGAAAGGCUCGCUGUCGUACAUCCUAGACAAAUUGGGUAUCCCUUAUGCUUAUUUACACAACGCGGUCAACGACUCGUAUUAUACGCUCGUGGCAUGCUUGAUGCUGGCGUCGCCAGAAACUCGAAACAACCUGGUGAUCGAGGAAAGACAGAUCGACCAGGAAACAGGCGAGGAAAUCACGACUCACCGCGUGCGGUGCUCUCCUCACGACCAGGACCUCGAGCUCAGAGGCCCCGACCGCAAAUCGAAACGACGCACCCAACAGACGUAUUUCCACGCUCCCCGCCAGGGCUUUCCCGUGGAGUACGUGGAAAACGUGUUAAAAGAGUUCCCGUGA
This is a messenger RNA of Ogataea polymorpha, 909 nucleotides long. RefSeq lists its product as uncharacterized. Gene Ontology annotation, molecular function: nucleic acid binding. The record is from RefSeq and is a predicted model, not a curated record. Lineage: Eukaryota; Fungi; Ascomycota; Pichiomycetes; Pichiales; Pichiaceae. Gene Ontology annotation, cellular component: nucleus. The coding region runs from base 1 to 909 and encodes 302 amino acids. The transcript has a single exon.